AUGGCAGCAAAAGAUUCAAAACUUGCAGGAACUGGUAAAGUUACAGCUUUAGGAACAGCGUUACGUCCGCUUAACUCAGAGUACGGAAAAGUAGCUCCGGGUUGGGGAACAACUAUUUUAAUGUCUGUAUUUAUCGGAUUAUUUGCAGUAUUCAUUGUAAUCCUUCUUGAAAUCUACAACAAGUCAUUAAUUCUUGAUAACGUAGGUGUAAACUGGCUUUCAAGUACUGGUCUUUAA
Messenger RNA from Ostreococcus tauri, 237 nucleotides. The record is from the annotation of a RefSeq genome assembly. NCBI's taxonomy places the organism in Eukaryota, Viridiplantae, Chlorophyta, Mamiellophyceae, Mamiellales, Bathycoccaceae.